Oppia nitens is the source of this 1173-nucleotide messenger RNA. Its product is annotated as rhomboid-related protein 4-like. The transcript has 5 exons. The record is from RefSeq and is a predicted model, not a curated record. Lineage: Eukaryota; Metazoa; Arthropoda; Arachnida; Sarcoptiformes; Oppiidae. Gene Ontology annotation, molecular function: serine-type endopeptidase activity. The coding region runs from base 148 to 1173 and encodes 341 amino acids. Gene Ontology annotation, cellular component: membrane.
AUCUGUAAACACUUAAUGUUUAGCAUUACGUCAACACAUGUAUAACACCUCAGCAUUUGAUAAACAUUUGAUGCAAUCAUUGGAAACAUAAGACAACAGACAGUGAAUGUGUGACUCAAUUGUUGUGACUUUCAUGUUUUACCGAAAAUGAUACGAAACAGAGGUCAGCCUCGGGCGCCGUCUUUUGCCAUACUUUUGCUAAUUCAUGAGUUAUUCCGUACGGCCACUACUUAUGGCAUACCGACGGUUACAUUGGCGACAAUUGUCUCACAAGUACUCAUUCAUCUUCAUAUAAUUCCGCUUCCGAUGUCCAGUGUUUGGGACGUUUGUCUCAGUUAUGAAUCGAUAGUUCAACAAAAACAAUACUUAAGACUAUUAUUAAGUCAAUUAACACACGGAGAUGAUUGGCAUCUCUAUUAUAAUAUGGUGUCAUUCUUAUGGAAGGGAAGAACUCUGGAGGUCAGACUUGGAUCAGUUAGAUUUGCCACAACUCUCAUUGUUUUCACUAUAUCGACAGCCUUUACAUAUGUGUUAACUAAUAGAUUGAUUGCUGAUGUGAUUGAAGAUCACUCAUAUCUAUAUCAUUGUUCAGUUGGCUUUUCAGGAGUUAUAUUUGCAUUAAAAGUUUUAACCACUCAUUAUAAUGACAAUAAUAUUUUGAAUUAUUUUGGAUUUAUACCGAUUGCGGCCAAAUAUGCCGUUUGGGCCGAACUUUUCUUUAUACAAAUGGUUUCACCAAACGCUUCAUUUGUUGGUCAUUUGGCCGGAAUUUUAGUCGGUUUUGCAUAUAUUUAUGGACCACUUUAUUACAUCAUUGAAUUGAUAACAAAUAUAUUUAAUGCUUUAGUUGGAAAUUCAAACACCAAUUAUCAAAGCUAUGAAAGAAGAGGUUAUUCUAACAAUACUUCCCAAAGAUAUACAACAAGCGGAAGAAGUGGAUACUCCAAUCAUACUGACAGUCAAUCGACAUUUCAAUCUAAUUACGCGACAUAUUCGCCGAGUGGUAUGUCUGAAGAGGAACAAUUAAGAAGAGCUUAUGAAGAGAGUAUCAAUGAUUAUCGACAAACAACAACACAACCCACAGCACCUCCAGAUCCAAAUGAAGAUAAUUUUCCACAGCAUUUAAAUCCGGAACAAUUGAGACAAUUAAGAUUAAGAAGAUAUCAAAAUUAA